UGUUUUAUUAUCACAGUGAACCAAACAUUUUUAUAAUAGUGCUUUUAUCACUUUUUAAAACUCUGCAUGAAGCAUAAACAAUUCUCUGUUGAAAUAGUUAUGCAAUGCGUCCUUGAUCUUUGAUGUGAAGCAUUUAUAUCUUGACAACCUUUGAGUUAUGAGAUCAAUCCACUAUUGACAGCUUAGUAUCUCUGAACAGUUCUACACAGUUGCGUCUUUUGAUAUUGUCUUUCAAAAUGCCUGAAGCCUGGUACAUGGAUGAAUCCUCAGAAGACCCGAGAACUGAACAUCAUUUAAAUCCUCCUCAGUUUAUCGCAAUCGAAAAUUUAUAUGAUUUGUCGGGAGUAGAAUAUUGGCGAAUUGAUGUUGACAAUCUUGAUAAAGAAAAGCAAUAUGAUGAACUGAGGAAAAGUAGGGGCUAUGAUUAUGAAGAUUUAGUUGAAAUUUCAAAGGACACCUUGCCUGAGUAUGAUGAAAAGAUCAAAGCAUUUUAUACGGAGCAUCUGCAUACAGAUGAAGAAAUACGUUUGUUCCUAAAGGGCAGUGGAUAUUUUGAUGUUCGGGAUAAGAAUGAUAAGUGGAUUCGUAUUAAAGCAGCAAAAGGCGAUCUUCUUGUUUUACCUGCUGGUAUUUACCACAGAUUUACUCCUGACAAUAAUAACUAUGCCAAGGUAAUGAGGCUCUUCUGUGGAACACCUGUCUGGAAAGCUUAUAAUCGUCCUGCUGAUGAUAAUCCUGCAAGAGUAAAAUACUUGAACACUAUUGCUGCUUCAGCAUAGUUAUAAAGUAAAUUGGUGUGAGAAAACACCCUGAUUGAUCAUUAUUUUGUAUAAAGUUUUCUGUUAAAUUUCAAUAUAAUUUUCUUGGGAGUGUUGGAAUACAAUUGAGAUGAAUAAAAUUUUAUUUUGCUAAAAAAAAAA
Messenger RNA from Argiope bruennichi, 920 nucleotides. Its product is annotated as acireductone dioxygenase-like. Bases 237 to 779 code for a protein of 180 amino acids. Gene Ontology annotation, molecular function: acireductone dioxygenase [iron(II)-requiring] activity. The transcript has 4 exons. The record is from RefSeq and is a predicted model, not a curated record. Lineage: Eukaryota; Metazoa; Arthropoda; Arachnida; Araneae; Araneidae.